This is a messenger RNA of Ochlerotatus camptorhynchus, 5709 nucleotides long. RefSeq lists its product as uncharacterized. Gene Ontology annotation, biological process: DNA integration. The record is from RefSeq and is a predicted model, not a curated record. NCBI's taxonomy places the organism in Eukaryota, Metazoa, Arthropoda, Insecta, Diptera, Culicidae. The coding region runs from base 1 to 5709 and encodes 1902 amino acids. The transcript has a single exon. Gene Ontology annotation, molecular function: nucleic acid binding.
AUGCCACUUGAUCGAACCCCACAAGAGCCGGGAUACAGCGAAUUCGGCUGCCCGAGCUGCCCUAUCUGCAAGUUGAACGAUGAUAGCCGGAUGGUCCAAUGCGAUGACUGCAGCAUUUGGUAUCACUUUGGCUGUGUAAGUGUGACGCAAGAUGUCGAGGACCACGACUGGAGCUGCCAACAAUGCCAAGCAGCUAAAAAAGCAGCCAAAUCCAGAGAAAAAUCCCCGAUUCAGAAUAAUCCACCCACGCAGCCCAUCGAAGGUGCCACCGGUCAAAUAAAUUUGCAGCAGAAGGUAUCGUCAAACGGCCAAGGAGAUUUCGUUCCGAAGAAUUUGCCCAGAUCGACUAGUGGAAACAUAGAACAGCUAGAGCAAAACACUACGAAUGGUGGAGGAAAUUUAACCGUAGCGCAAGCGGAGAUACGAUUGAAGAUGCUUGAGGAGGAGAAAGCCCUCGAGCGCAAAUAUCUGGAAAGAAAGUACCAGAUCAUGAUGGAAGCCGCCGGUGGUUCUUCCUCCCCGUUACAGGCUAGUAUCACGAACGCUGGUUCCCCUGGUGCCCCACCGUUUCAUUCGUCUCCGGUUACCACAAAUUUACGACCGGAAGCACCUAUAUUUCACUCCCGCCACGAAAAUUGCACUGAUGCAUACGAUAAUUCGAUGAUGUUGAACAGGAGCCAAAUUGCUGCCCGUCAAGCCGUCCCAAGGGAUCUGCCAACUUUUAGUGGUGACCCUGAAGAAUGGCCUCUUUUCGUGGCCACGUUUGAGAGCACAACACGGAUGUGCGGCUAUAGUCAGGAAGAAAAUACGAUUCGACUACAAAGAUGCCUCCAGGGGAAAGCAAAAGAGGCUGUUCGAAGUCAGCUGUUGCACGCAACCAAUGUGGACAACGUCAUCUCUACACUAAGGAUGCUUUUCGGUCGCCCGGAGAUAAUCGUGCAUUCAAUAAUCCGCAAGAUCCAUGCGUUGCCAGCACCGAGGGUCGACAGGAUGGGUUCACUGGUAGACUUCGCAGUGGCCGUUCGGAAUAUGGUCGCUACUGUCCAAGCGUGCAAUCUGGAAGGGUACCUGUACAACAUAUCUCUGCUACAGGAGCUUGUGGAUCGUUUGCCCCCAAUGAUCAAAUUGAAUUGGGCCAUGCAUCGUCAGGCAAUGAACCAAGUUUCGCUUGGUGACUUCAGUGCCUGGCUCAACAGUCUGGCAGAGGCGGCUAGCCUCGUAACGAUUCCCCCACCGAUCGCAACUGCUGAAUCAAAGCCAAGGCGUGGUCGAAAGGAUGACAGUUUUCUGAACGCACACCACGAAACGUCAUCGUAUCCGGAGCGAAAGCCGAUUGGCGACGAUAAACGUGAAGGAUGUUUCGCCUGCGAUGGGAAGUGUGCUUCGGCCGAGCACUGCAAGAAGUUCCUGAGUUAUGAUCACUCUACGCGAUGGACGACUGUCAGAGAACGCAAACUAUGCCGGCGUUGCCUCAAGAAACAUCGAGGGUUCUGCAGGUCAACGAAUGAAUGCGGAAUCAACGGGUGUACAAGCAAGCACAAUCAGCUGCUACACAAUAAUUCGCCGCAAAAACCGCAAACGUCACAACAGCGAGAUUCUGAGCCAAUGCCUGCUACACCAAAGCCAGGUACGUCAUCGGCUGUAACAACUACGCAAACCAUCUGCAAUACCCAUCGUAGCGACGUCAAGGCAGUCCUGUUCCGAUACGUACCCGUUGUACUGUACGGACGUGGGACUAAAAUCGAAACCUAUGCCUUCUUAGACGACGGUUCGUCGUUGACGUUGCUUGAGGAAGAUUUGGCGACCGAAUUGCAGCUCGACGGCGUCGAUCACCCACUAUGCUUACAAUGGACAGCAGAUAUGUGCCGCUACGAGGAUUCGUCGCAAAAGGUGUCCUUGCUAAUUUCCGGUUCUCGCAAUCAAGGGACACGUUAUCAACUUCCGGAGGUACACACCGUCAAGCAACUCAAGCUUCCUCCUCAAACUUUGGCGUUCGACAAGUUAGCUGGCACAUACACAUAUCUCAAGGGCUUACCGGUCGAUUCCUACACCAACGUGCGCCCAAGGAUCCUGAUUGGAAUUAACAACUGGCGUGUAGGUCACGUUCUUGACAGCCGUGAAGGAAAAGAGUUCGAGCCUGUCGCAUCGAAAACUCGCUUAGGGUGGAUGGUAUAUGGCGUACAUGCUGGCGAUCAACACCAAGAAGGCUAUACCACCCACCACAGUUACCACAUCUGCCCGAACUCCGGUCAGGCUGAUGACGAUCUACAUAGAGCUGUGAAAAGUUUCUUCGCUCUUGAUAGCAUUGGAAUUACAAAGCCGGACAAACUGAUCGUUUCCAGUGAGGAUGAGCGCGCCUGGUCCAUGAUGCGUUCCAUUACCACUCCACGGAAUGGGCGCUACCAAACAGGGCUUCUCUGGAAAUAUGACGACGUAAGGCUACCCGACAACAAGACGAUGGCGAUUAAAAGAUGGCAGUGUUUAGAACGCAGGAUGGCCAGAGAACCCCAGCUUGGCGCAGCACUUAGAGCAAAAAUGGAGGAUUAUUUGCGCAAAGGAUACGCACGAAAGUUGACACCCGAAGAACUGACGCAAUCGUACGAUCGGAUUUGGUAUCUGCCAAUAUUUCCGGUGUUCAACCCCAAUAAGCCUGGCAAACUGAGAAUCGUUUGGGACGCUGCCGCUACUGUAAACGGCAUCUCCCUAAACUCCGUAUUAAUGAAGGGUCCAGACCAGCUCACGGAGCUCCCAGCGGUACUCUACAAGUUCCGACAGUACCUGGUGGCCAUGGGAGGAGACGUACGUGAGAUGUUCCACCAGGUGCUGAUGAAUGAGGCAGACCAACAAUGUCAUCGAUUCCUGUGGAGCAGCGGUAAGGAUCAAAACAACCCCGACGUAUACGUCUUGAUGGUUAUGUCCUUCGGGGCGACGUGCUCACCCAGCCUAGCCCAAUUCGUUAAAAACGAAAACGCGGAGCGCUUCCGGCGUCAGUUUCCGACUGCGGUGGAUGCAAUCGUAAAAUCGCAUUACGUUGACGACAUGUACACGAGCGUCCAGAACGUGGAGGAAGCAAUCGAGCUAGCGAAGGAAGUUAGAGAGAUCCACUCUCGCGCUGGGUUUGAAAUGACUAACUGGGUUUCUAAUUCGCGUGACGUUCUCACGGCUCUUGGUGCAGUAGAAGUUGCUGAAAAGAACUUAGACACGGCGGUAGACGUCGCCAACGAGAAGGUUCUUGGCAUGUGGUGGUCGACGAACUCGGAUGUCUUCUCAUACAAGCUGUUCCUGGAACGUAACAUGGACAUUCUCUCUGGAACGAGACGCCCAACUAAGCGGGAGCUACUGCGAACGAUGAUGAGCGUCUACGACCCACUUGGGCUCAUUGCAAACUAUUUGAUGUUUUUGAAGAUGCUCUUGCAAGAAGUUUGGCGGUCUGGAGUAAGCUGGGACGAGUGCAUUGCGGAACGUGAAUGGGAGAAGUGGAAGAUCUGGUUGCAGUUUCUACCGAAGCUUGAAAAUUUACGGAUUCCUCGCUGCUACCGCCAGAAGACGUCGGUACAUUCCUCCGUUCAACUCCACAUAUUCGUGGACGCAAGCGAGAACGGUUACGCUGCUGUGUGUUAUUUCCGGUUUGAAGAGGAUGAUCAAAUCGAAUGCUCAUUGAUCGGAGCCAAAAGUCGUGUCGCACCGCUCAAGUUUGUAUCCAUACCCCGCUUAGAACUGCAGGCAGGGGUCAUCGGCGCCCGAUUGGCAAAAGCCGUAGAACAAGGCCACUCGUACAACAUCACCAAGCGAUUCUUCUGGACAGACGCUCGUGACGUCUUAUGCUGGCUGAAUUCCGACCAUCGACGAUAUAGCCAGUUCGUCGCUUUCCGUGUAAGUGAGCUGUUGGAGACCACGGAUGUUGCUGAAUGGCGAUGGGUGCCUACGAAAUUGAACGUUGCCGACGAAGCCACGAAGUGGAAGCGUGCACCAAGCCUUGAUUAUGAUAGUCGGUGGUUCAACGGCCCUGAAUUUUUGCUGCAACCGGAAGAAAACUGGCCGAAGCUCCCAGCUUUAGAAUCCACCAAAGAGGAGCUCCGUCAAAACCGUCAAAACUUGCUACACCACCGUGACGUUGAUGAUUGGGUUCUUACUCCAACAGACUUUUCAUGUUGGAAACGUUUGCUUCAUGCUGUGGCGUUCGUAAUGCGGUUUCCCAGGAAUCUCCGGAAAAAGAUAGCUGCCGAACAACCUGAUACUGGUCCAUUGAGUGCUGAUGAAUUGAACGACGCUGCCAGUUAUAUCUAUCGCCGAGCUCAAGAGGACAUCUACAGUGAGGAACGGAAGCUGCUUGCGAAACCUGGACCGGCUCUUGGUACGCGGAUUCUACCUAAAGGUAACUCUCUGUAUAAAGUGGAACCAUAUCUCGAUAGUGCUGGGGUGAUGCGUAUGCGUGGUCGCAUUAGCGCUUGCGAUUUAAUUGAUGAGUCUACGAAGCAUCCUGUCAUCCUUCCUCGAGAGCACUACAUCACAUCACUGGUCGUUCAAAAAGUUCAUGAGGAAUUCCAUCACCAAUGCCACCAGACCGUGCUGAACGAAAUACGGCGAAGAUAUUACAUUCCUCGUUUGCGGGUAGUUCUCAACAAAACUCGUCGAAAUUGCCAGAAAUGUAAAAUCAUGACUGCUAAACCACAGCCUCCUUCAAUGGCCGAUUUACCGAAAACUCGACUCGCGGCAUUUGUUAGGCCUUUCUCUUACGUGGGCAUUGACUAUUUCGGCCCGAUGCAGGUAGUAAUCGGUCGCCGUGUUGAGAAGCGCUGGGGCGUGCUAGCUACGUGUCUGACCACUCGAGCUGUGCAUAUCGAGCUGGCUCAUUCGUUGACGACAGACUCCUGUAUAAUGUGCCUGCAAAACAUCAUAGCGCGACGGGGAUCUCCAAUCGAGAUUGUUAGUGAUCGAGGAACCAACCUGGUCGGUGCGAGUAAAGAGCUGAAGGAAGCUUUAGCACAGGUAGAUCAAGAGCGGCUGAUGAAAGAGUUUACGACCGAGAACCUCAAAUGGUCGUUUAACCCACCUGCUUCUCCUCAUAUGGGAGGAAGCUGGGAGAGACUGAUACAAUCAGUAAAGAAGAUUUUGACCAGCAUACUUCCAACUCAACGGCUGCCAACAGACGAAGUACUCAGGAACUCUCUUGUGAUGAUUGAGAACAUCAUCAACUCGCGCCCUCUGACCUAUGUACCAGUUGACAGCGAGGCUGCCCCGGCUCUUACCCCGAAUAGCUUUCUGCUGGGCUCUACCGAUGGUUCGAAACCCCUAGUACUCCACGAUGAUAGCGGCUUAGCUCUCCGAAGUGCUUGGAAAUCAUCACAAGUCCUAGCCAAUAUGUUUUGGAAGAAGUGGUUGGCGGAGUACCUCCCUGAAAUUACUAGAAGAACUAAAUGGCUUUCGGCCGGUCGACAGAUCCAGAUAGGAGACAUCGUGAUUAUCGUGGACCCAAGUUUCCCGAGAAAUUGCUGGCCCAAAGGCAGGGUAGUCAACACGAAGGUAUCCAAGGAUGGUCAAGUACGAUCGGCGACGGUACGGACGGCUUCAGGUAUGUACGAGCGCCCGGCAGUUCGCCUGGCAGUGCUGGACGUCGGUGCAGACAAGAGUGAUCGGGACCAGGGUCCAACCACUGGGGGGGACUGUUGCGACACCCCUCGUGUAGCAACGCACCUUCUCACCAGCUAA